Messenger RNA from Centruroides sculpturatus (bark scorpion), 1926 nucleotides. RefSeq names its product zinc finger and BTB domain-containing protein 14-like. Gene Ontology annotation, biological process: regulation of DNA-templated transcription. Bases 139 to 1926 code for a protein of 595 amino acids. The transcript is spliced from 11 exons. Lineage: Eukaryota; Metazoa; Arthropoda; Arachnida; Scorpiones; Buthidae. Gene Ontology annotation, molecular function: DNA-binding transcription factor activity, RNA polymerase II-specific; RNA polymerase II cis-regulatory region sequence-specific DNA binding. The record is from RefSeq and is a predicted model, not a curated record.
CAAAGUUAACGGUUAGUACGAAAGUUUUAAGUUUUAUGAAAAUUUGUUCCGCGAAUUUAUUAACUUGAACGUGAACCGAGUCCGAAUUGACCAAAACUUCCAAUCUGUUGACAUACAAAAGUAUUCUAAACUAAGAAAAUGGAAAUAAAAGAAGAGUUAGAUACAAAAGAUUUCAAUUUUACUUUUGAACCAAGUAAAGAAAAUUUUGCUGUUGUAUUAAAGAAUUGCAAGAAAGAAUUAAAAACGGAAGAUAAGAAGUUUUGUGUAAGAAUCAAAUCAGAACCGUUAGAAUAUGAAAACGAUAAUAAUACAGAGAUAAAUACUUAUGAAAAUUUAAGAAAUAACACAAACUCUUUUAAUCCUUGGAGUAAUUCCGGUUAUACCAGUGAAAUAGAUAUCAAGAAAGAAGUAAAAGAGAAUUGUGAUGUUAAACAUGGUAUAAAAUCAGAAUGUAAAGUUGAUUUGAAAAAAUUGAAAAUUGAAGUAAAGACUGAAGAUUGUAAAGAAGUUGUUCAUCUCCCAGAUGAUAAUGAACAGGUAAUGCCUGUCAGCAAAGAAUACUUCACUUUAAACGAAAAUUUUAACAAGGAUGAAAUGAACAUCCAAAAUAUCAAGAAAGAAGAAGUAAAAGAGAAUUAUGAUAUAAAACAAGGUAUAAAAUCAGAAUGUAAAGUUGUUUUGAAGAAAUUGAAAUUUGAAGUAAAGAGGGAAGAUUGUAAAGAAGUUGUUCAUCUCCCAGAUGAUAAUGAAAAGAUAAAUAUUAAAAGAGAACCAAUUCCUACUAACAACACAAACGGAUCCACUAUUUGGAGUCAUUCUGGUUAUAAAAUCGAAAGAGAUAUUAAGAAAGAAGAAAUAAAAGAGAAUUGUGAUGUAAAACAUGGUAUAAAAUCAGAAUGUAAACUUGAUUUUAAAAAAUUGAAGAUUGAAGUAAAGACUGAAGAUUAUAAAGAAGUUUUUCAUCUCCCAGAUGAUGAUGAAAACGUAUUGCCUGUCAACAAUGAAUAUUUCACUCCAAACGAAAAUUUUAACAAGAAUGAAACGAACAUUAAAAUUGAGCAAGAAGAGGAAAUUAAGAAAUACAAUAUCCAGCAGAAUUCAGAAAUAGAAAAACAAUUUAAAUAUAAUAUCAAAACAAAAAGCUACCUUACAUCGAGCAGAAAAUGCAAUAAAAUUCAUGACAAGAUUAAAAGGAAAUACUUUAAGGUUAUGAUCGCAUCAGAUUCUAAACAAGAAUUUAUGUGUGAAUUAUGUAAACAGACAUUUACAAAUAAGAGAAUAUUGGAAACACAUCUGUUCUGUCAUAUUAGAAAAAAACCAUUUUGCUGCACAAGCUGCAAUGAGAAGUUUUUAUGGCAAUUUCUUUUGCGAAGACACAUGAAAGAACACAAAACUGGAAAUGAAAACGAAAUCUCUCACAUGAAUUUACGUUUGCAGCUAUCUGGAAAUCGAGUGAAGUUAUUUUCAAGAAAUGAUAAAGUUCAUGCAUGCAAGAUAAGUGGAAAAGAAUAUAAGUAUGAAGAUCGACCUAUCAAAUCCGAUAUUUAUAAUAAGAAUUUUAAAAGGAAAAAGCAACUGAAAAGCUAUAAAAAAACAUACAGUGAAAAACGUCCUUUCAAAUGCGAUAUUUGUAAUAAGGGUUUCAAAUCGAAAUUGCAUUUAAAAAGUCAUCACUUAAAACAUAGUGAAGAACGUACUUUCAAAUGCGAUAUUUGUAAUAAGGGUUUCAAAUGGAAAGGGCAACUAAAAAGCCAUCACUUAACUCAUAGUGAAGAACGUACUUUCAAAUGCGAUAUUUAUUCAUUUCUAGUGAUGUUUGUAAAAAGAAAUUUACGACUCGAAUUCCAAACUCAUCAAAAGUCUAAUCAUAUGCCGAAUCGUUAUUUACUUAUGUUUUAUAAUACAGUUACAAAUACUUGUAAUUAG